AUGAACGCUGCUUUCCAAGAUGGCGACGGAGGGAGGAGGGAAGGAGAUGAACGAGAUUAAGACCCAAUUCACCACCCGGGAAGGUCUGUACAAGCUGCUGCCGCACUCGGAGUACAGCCGGCCCAACCGGGUGCCCUUCAACUCGCAGGGAUCCAACCCUGUCCGCGUCUCCUUCGUAAACCUCAACGACCAGUCUGGCAACGGCGACCGCCUCUGCUUCAAUGUGGGCCGGGAGCUCUACUUCUAUAUCUACAAGGGGGUCCGCAAGGCUGCUGACUUGAGUAAACCAAUAGAUAAAAGGAUAUACAAAGGAACACAGCCUACUUGUCAUGACUUCAACCACCUAACAGCCACAGCAGAAAGUGUCUCGCUCCUAGUGGGCUUUUCCGCAGGCCAAGUCCAGCUUAUAGACCCAAUCAAAAAAGAAACUAGCAAACUAUUUAAUGAGGAAAACUCUUGUCAGCACUUGUGGAAGGUGGAUUGGAAUGAAGAAAGAGAGAAUGAAGGUAGCAAGACCAGUGAGGAGACUCUAGUAACUGUCCAGAGACUAAUAGACAAGUCACGAGUAACCUGUGUCAAAUGGGUUCCCGGUUCGGAAAGCCUUUUCCUAGUAGCCCAUUCGAGUGGGAACAUGUACUUGUAUAAUGUGGAGCACACUUGUGGCACCACAGCCCCCCACUACCAGCUUCUGAAGCAGGGAGAGAGCUUUGCUGUGCACACUUGCAAGAGCAAAUCCACGAGGAACCCUCUCCUCAAGUGGACGGUGGGCGAGGGGGCCCUCAACGAGUUUGCUUUCUCCCCAGAUGGCAAGUUCUUAGCCUGCGUGAGCCAGGACGGGUUUCUGCGGGUGUUCAACUUUGACUCGGUGGAGCUGCAUGGUACGAUGAAAAGCUACUUUGGGGGCUUGCUGUGUGUGUGCUGGAGCCCUGAUGGCAAGUACAUUGUGACAGGUGGAGAGGACGACUUGGUGACAGUCUGGUCUUUUGUAGACUGUCGAGUAAUAGCUAGAGGCCACGGGCACAAAUCUUGGGUCAGUGUUGUGGCAUUUGAUCCCUAUACCACUAGUGUAGAAGAAAGUGACCCUAUGGAGUUCAGUGGCAGUGACGAGGACUUCCAAGACCUUCUUCAUUUUGGCAGAGAUCGAGCAAAUAGUACGCAGUCCAGGCUGUCCAAACGGAACUCUACAGACAGCCGCCCUGUAAGUGUCACAUAUCGGUUUGGUUCGGUGGGCCAGGACACACAGCUCUGUUUGUGGGACCUUACAGAAGACAUCCUUUUCCCUCACCAACCUCUCUCAAGAGCAAGGACACACACAAAUGUCAUGAAUGCCACGAGUCCUCCAGCUGGAAGCAAUGGGAACAGUGUCACAACGCCCGGGAACUCUGUGCCCCCUCCUCUGCCACGGUCUAAUAGCCUUCCACAUUCAACAGUCUCAAAUGCUGGCAGCAAAAGCAGUGUCAUGGAUGGGGCCAUUGCUUCUGGGGUCAGCAAAUUUGCAACUCUCUCACUACACGACCGGAAGGAGAGGCACCAUGAGAAAGAUCACAAGCGAAACCAUAGCAUGGGACACAUUUCUAGCAAGAGCAGUGACAAACUGAAUUUAGUUACUAAAACCAAAAUGGACCCCGCUAAAACUUUGGGAACACCCCUGUGUCCUCGAAUGGAAGAUGUUCCUUUGUUAGAGCCACUGAUCUGUAAAAAGAUAGCACAUGAAAGACUGACUGUAUUAAUUUUUCUUGAAGACUGUAUAGUCACUGCUUGUCAGGAGGGAUUUAUUUGCACAUGGGGAAGGCCUGGUAAAGUGCCAGCAGAGCACUUCUGCAGGCAGGAGGACAGAGUGCAAGGUGUUCUCCAAGACCAGAACUAAAGGUGCCCGACAGCUCGACGAGAAGAGGGCACAGGAGAGGGGUGGGUGGGCUCUCCUCCUCCUUGGAUGUGCUUCUGAGUAGUGGCUCCUACAGACCUGGGGCGGGCACCGGGAGGGCCAGUCGCGGAGCUUCCUGACCUCAGAUGUGUAAGGUGCAAUGCCACGCAGCUCCCACAGUAGCCACUAAGAAGUUUGGGGAGCAUUUUUGUAGGU
Messenger RNA from Cynocephalus volans (Philippine flying lemur), 2080 nucleotides. It is a transcript of the gene WDR20, whose product is annotated as WD repeat domain 20. Bases 20 to 1867 code for a protein of 615 amino acids. The record is from RefSeq and is a predicted model, not a curated record. The transcript is spliced from 5 exons. Gene Ontology annotation, molecular function: protein binding. NCBI's taxonomy places the organism in Eukaryota, Metazoa, Chordata, Mammalia, Dermoptera, Cynocephalidae.